Daucus carota subsp. sativus is the source of this 750-nucleotide messenger RNA. RefSeq lists its product as uncharacterized. The record is from RefSeq and is a predicted model, not a curated record. NCBI's taxonomy places the organism in Eukaryota, Viridiplantae, Streptophyta, Magnoliopsida, Apiales, Apiaceae. The transcript has a single exon. Bases 1 to 750 code for a protein of 249 amino acids.
AUGUUUCGGGAGAUACACAUUAGCAUUCCUUUUGCUGAUGCGUUGGCUCAAAUGCCCCUUUAUGCGAAAUUCAUGAAACAGGUAUUAUCUAAUCGCAAGAAGUUAGAGGCGGUGGAGACAAUCAGUCUUAAUGAAGAGUGUAGUGCUGUUAUACAACGGAAGAUUCCUCCUAAACUCAAGGAUCCUGGGAGCUUUUCUUUGCCAUGCACUAUUGGACAAGUAGGAGUAAAACGAGCAUUGUGUGAUCUUGGAGCUAGUGUGAGUUUGAUGCCAUACUCUAUCUAUAAAAGACUUGGUUUGGGAGAGUUAAAGAAAACAAGGAUAUCACUUCAACUUGCGGAUCGAACUAUAAAAUAUCCACUAGGUGUACUUGAGGAUGUUUUGGUGAAUGUUGAUAAAUUUGUUAUUCCUUGUGAUUUUGUUAUUUUGGAGAUGAAUGAGGAUGUUGAGAUUCCGAUUAUCUUGGGAAGACCAUUCUUGGCUACUGCUGGAGCCAGUAUUGAUGUGAAAGCCGGCAAGCUUGCGCUAAAUGUGGGUGAAGAAAAAGUUGAGUUUGAUCUUGAUCAAGUUAUGAAGGCCCCGUCACUUGAAACCGAAAGUUUUGCUGUAGAUAUUGUUGAAGAACUUGUACAGGAUGUCACUUAUAAUAUUAAUUUUCGGAAGAAGGAAGCUGAAGCUGGUGAAAACAAUUUGAAGGAGACGGAUGUGACAACUGGACAAUUUGAGUUGGUUUUGAAGGAACCACCAUGA